GAUUACUUCCGCCCGCCUUGCCUCGUUGGACGCAUAUUGUACGAGGCGUUUUGCCUGGAAAGAAAAACACGUUAGACGCAAAGACCUACUCAAGCCUGGGACAUUUUAAUUUAGAUUCAGCAUUUUUUUUACCUUUUAAAAGCAAACUGAAGCAACUUUUAUUCUCGGGAGUGACCGCCCAAGAAACCCAAGACGUCUUGGCUGGACUUCCUAAACACAAUACUUACACAGCUCGAAUCGUUGUUACAACUGAGAAAACCUCCUGAAGGAACUUACUCUUCUUGUCGAUCAGAUUUGCCAAUGACAUAACCAAGGGUUUGCAGACUCUUCCUGGGGUUGAGUCGCCCAACCCCAACGCUGCUGGAUUGUUGUGGUAACGUUGUGAAGUUGAAAGGAAGCUGAUUUGCCGCUCACCAUGCCAGCCCUCUCCACCAGAACUGGCAGUGAGAUAGGUCUGUAUGAGCUGUUGUCUGCAUUGCCGUCUCAGCUGCAACCUCAUGUUGAGAGCGCAGAUGACCGCUCCUUUCUACACGCUAUGUUUGGGGAGAGGAGUCUAUAUUCAUUGGUCAAGAUCCAUGAGAAGUUGCAGUGUUAUGAAGACCGUGCACCGACUCCAGUACUGGACAGCGCCGGCUCACUGGCUCAAAACUUGACAGAGGAACUUCAAGGAAGAAGUGCAAGUAAUGAGAUCAGAGAGCUUGUCAAGCUACUGUCUAAACCACAUGUAAAGAGUUUGUUGUCUGUUCAUGAUACUGUGGCCAGGAAGAGUUACGAUCCAGAACUUCCUCCUUUGCCAGAUGACAUUGAUGAUGAAGAAGACUCUGUCAAGAUCAUUCGACUGGUCAAGAAUAAAGAGCCUUUGGGUGCCACCAUAAAGAAAGAUGAACGUACUGGAGCGAUCAUAGUGGCGCGCAUCAUGAGGGGCGGGGCUGCAGACAGAAGUGGGCUGAUACAUGUCGGAGACGAGCUGAAAGAGGUUAAUGGUAUCCCUGUUGAUGACAAAAAACCUGAGGAAGUAAUCCGCAUUCUGUCCCAGUCGCAAGGUGCCAUUACUUUUAAAGUGGUCCCAGCCAUCAAAGAGGAGGCACAAAGCAAGGAUCCCAAGAUGUUUGUAAAGGCGCUUUUUGACUUCAAUCCAGCUGACGAUAAGGUGAUCCCUUGCAAGGAGGCAGGCUUGGCAUUCAGGAUUGGAGAUAUCUUGCAGGUUAUGAGCCAGGAGGAUGCCACCUGGUGGCAGGCCAAACUCGAGGGCGAUGGCAACCCGCGCGCUGGACUCAUCCCCUCCAAACACUUACAGGAGAGGAGGUUUGCAGUCUGGAAACCCCCGACCAUCACUACUCUUCAGAGGACCCCCAGCAAAAGAUUUUAUGAUGAGACAGUCGAACGGGUGGAGGAGACUGAAGAGGACAAUGAGUUUGCUUCCUAUUUAAGUGGACUCCAUAUUGCGGGUCUGCGAAGGAGUUUUCGUCUCAGCAGAAGAGAUAAGAAGACAAAUAAGUCCAUGUAUGAAUGUAAAAAAAGUGAGCAGUAUGACACAGCGGAUGUGCCGACUUACGAAGAGGUGACAACCUACCGCAGAAAACACGGAGACAGACACAGACUUGUCGUGUUAGUUGGUCCUACUGGUGUUGGUUUAAAUGAGCUCAAAAGAAAGUUGUUGAUAUCCGAUCCACAACAUUUUAGUGUCACCAUCCCACACACCUCUCGAUCGAAGAGACAUCAGGAAAACGAUGGGGUGGAGUAUCAUUUUAUCUCCAAACACCUUUUUGAGGCAGACAUUCAGAACAACAAGUUUAUUGAACAAGGAGAGUAUAAGGGAAAUUACUAUGGGACGAGCUUCGACUCUGUGCGUUCAGUCCUGUCUAAGAACAAGGUGUGCCUUCUUGACGUACAGCCACAUACGCUAAAACAUCUUCGCACGGCCGAGUUUAAGCCCUACGUGGUGUUUGUGAAGCCUCCAUCCAUCGAGCGCUUGAGAGAGACCAGGAGGAACGCAAAAGUCAUCUCAGGCAAAGAAGAUAAGAACUCAUCCAAACCCUUUACGGAUGAGGACUUCCAGGAGAUGAUCAGUGCCUCUCGGAUGAUGGAAAACCAGUAUGGUCACCUCUUUGAUAAGGUCAUUGUGAACGAUGACCUCACUGUUGCCUUCAGCGAGCUCAAGCAGGCGCUCAGGAAAGUGGAGACAGAAACUCACUGGGUGCCCAUCAGCUGGACUCAUUCCUGAGGGGCUGCACAAAAGACAACACAACAUAUUUUGGGGAGUGGAAACGAAGGGAAGGACUUUAAGAACUGUGAAAGAUUUCUUUUUAUUGUUUCUUUUUAUUUUUUUGUCUGUAAAUGGUGACAGGGGAAAUAUUUUAGUUGUCUUAACACUUCUGAAGAGGUUUAUCUGUUCUUGGGGACUAAAGUGGAAGAGCAUAGGUUUUCUUUUGUUUUGUCGUGGUGGAUUUAGCUGAACGUGUCUGUAAUUGUAGUCAGCAAAAGUCUGAUUGUUUAGCAGCCGCUAAGAGUGUUUAAACUGCCAAUCAAGUGGUCUGGUGGUGCUGACCACUCCUUGGUGUAUUUUUAACAUUAGUUUAUAGAAACCAAAUGGAUGAUUAUUAUUUUUCUGUGCUCACAUUUUAUUUUUAUUUUUUCAGAUCUUAGCACAUUGCACUCCAUUUGCCUGUUACUCUGCAGCUAGUUUGAUCAGCACAUAAUUAACUAUAUAUAUAUAUAUAUAUACAUAUAUAUAUAGGCAAGAUAUCAUGUAAUGUUCAGUGGGCCCCAAAGAGAUUUUAUUUAAAGAGAAAAUUAAUAUAUUUGGAUAUUUUUUUGGACUUUUUUUAGCCUGUUCCCUGAUGAGAUUUUUUUAAAUAAUAUCGGUUGUUUUGGGGUUUUUUUUGUUAGUUAUUUUGUCUUUUUUUAGUAAGUGCUCAUGGCUAAUUAAAGCCUCUGUGUUUUAUUAAUGUAUAACCCGCUGUGUGCAGAAGCUGACUUCUUUAUUUCAGUUUCAUCUCUCUCUUUCUUUAUUUCCUUAAUUUCAGUUACAUCACUCGCUGUCUUUAUUUUCCUUUUCCUUCCAUCUCCAUCCUGUUGUUGAGGGCAGGCACUUGGAAAACACAUAGGGAAUGUACUCCAUCUAGGCAGAUUUGGCAAGACUCUGAAGAGUGUUUAAGGAGUCUAAUGGCAGCACUACUAUUGAAUCUCAGAGAAAAAUAUGUUUAAUGAUAACCUCAACUGUUACAAGGCAUUUCAGACAGCAAUAGUUCACCCAAAAAUGAAAAUACUGUUUUACUGUAUAGGUUCAGAGGACUUUGAAUAUGGGACAUGAGUCAAAUAGACUUUGAUGGUACUUUCUCAUUUUUGGUGCUCAACAGUCCCAUCCACCUUAAGUUGUGUGUUACUCAGAAGGAACGUUGUACGGAUUUUGUAACAACUAGUGAUGCACUGAAUUUUUGACAACUGAAAAUGUAAAACAAAAAAUUAGGUUCCAACCAAAAGAUUUUUGAUUGAAACAAUGUUUAGUGUUUCUUGGAUGAUGCAAUUAGACUAUUGGUGUCUAUUUCAUGCACACAAUGUGGAUAGGCUAGCAGUGUGGACACACUUCACCGUGAGAAAGAAGGUUGCUAAAGUAGCAGUUGGUCAAAUUUGUUUAAUGUUGAACAAUGUCUCAUUGCUGUAAAGGAUGGUUCACUCAUAAAUGCUAACUCAUCGAUUACUCGGCCUCAAGUUGUAUGAAUUUCUUUCUUCUGUUGAAGUUGAACACAAAAGAUAUUUAAAAGAACCCCAGUAACCAAACAGUUGAUGGGUCCCAUAAACUGUUUGGUUACUGACAUUCUUCAAAAUAUCUUCUUUGUGUUCAUCAGAAGGACAAAAUUCAUAUCAUUUGAGGCUGAGUAAAUGACGACAGAGUGAACUAUCCCUUAAAGAGCUGUUCUUUGACUGGUUUAAUUUAUCAUCUGAGGACACACAGAUUUAAUUUAAUUUUCCAAAUUUUGUUUUGGUUUUCAUCUAAAUGAAAACCUAAAUUUCAGUUCAUCACUAGUAACAACAUGAGUCUGAGUAAGUGAUGACAAAGUUGUCAUUUAUUGGGUGAACAAUCCCUUUAAUGUCUGAAAAGGCCUUACAUAAAAACAUGCCACUAAAUACAUGUAUAUUUUUGUUGUCAUUUUGUUCUUAAUCAGUUUUGUCGUCUUUUAGCUCAUUGGAUUUGCAAUCAAGCAGUGUCAAUCUCUUCUGAACUAUUACUGUGUUUAGGACAGUCCCCAUACUGUAAAUACACUGUAGUUUUGCCUUCAAAAUCAAGGUGCACUAAAGUUUGUUCAUUUAAACUCACUAUGUUUGUCCGUACCUCAUUUUUUCUUUUUUCCCCCCAUACUUGCCUAUACAAAACCGCUUCAAAACUUUUGUCAAGCUUUGAAGUCUUACUUAAUAUCAAAUAUGCAAUGUGAAUAUUGUUUCCUGUAUUUUUAGUAAUGUACCUCUAUAUAUUGAUCUGUCCUCUGCCAAGUGGAUGAUUUUUGUGGAAGCCUCAUCUAAACAACAAUUCAUGUAUAUCUAUUGUUUUGUUCUGUCGAUGAUCAAGAGUUUACAACCUGUGCUGUUAUAAAACAUCCCCUCCUCCAGUACAUUAAAUAUGUAAAUCAUC
Molecule: messenger RNA, 4630 nt
Organism: Pimephales promelas (fathead minnow)
Lineage: Eukaryota; Metazoa; Chordata; Actinopteri; Cypriniformes; Leuciscidae
Gene: mpp7a
Product: MAGUK p55 scaffold protein 7a
Molecular function (GO): protein binding
Source: RefSeq, a predicted model, not a curated record